Messenger RNA from Zingiber officinale, 675 nucleotides. RefSeq names its product histone H2B.3-like. The record is from RefSeq and is a predicted model, not a curated record. Gene Ontology annotation, biological process: nucleosome assembly. Gene Ontology annotation, molecular function: protein heterodimerization activity; DNA binding; structural constituent of chromatin. The transcript has a single exon. Gene Ontology annotation, cellular component: nucleosome. The coding region runs from base 68 to 523 and encodes 151 amino acids. Lineage: Eukaryota; Viridiplantae; Streptophyta; Magnoliopsida; Zingiberales; Zingiberaceae.
GAUUCAGUUCUCAAUUACCGCCUCAACCGAAACAAAGCUUUUCUAGGUUUGCGUUGUUGUAAUCUCGAUGGCGCCGAAGGCCGAAAAGAAGCCGGCGGAGAAGAAGCCUGCAGCCGAGAAGCCGGUGGAGGACAAGGAGAAGAAGGCGGAGAAAGCCCCUGCUGAAAAGAAGCCCAAGGCGGAAAAACGCCUCCCCUCCAAAGACGCUUCCGCCGUCGACAAGAAGAAAAAGAAAGCCAAGAAGGGGACGGAGACCUACAAGAUCUACAUCUUCAAGGUGCUCAAGCAGGUUCACCCUGAUAUCGGUAUUUCGAGUAAGGCUAUGUCCAUCAUGAACUCCUUCAUCAACGACAUCUUCGAGAAGCUCGCCCAGGAGUCCUCCAGGCUCGCUCGCUACAACAAGAAGCCCACCGUCACAUCUCGAGAGAUCCAGACGUCUGUCCGCUUGGUGCUUCCCGGUGAGCUCGCCAAGCACGCUGUUUCUGAAGGGACAAAAGCGGUGACCAAAUUUACGAGUUCUUAAGAAUUUUUUCAAUGUUUGUGGCUAGGUAUCCGGAAAUUGCCUUAGAAAUUUAGCGUACUCCGUGGUUUAUUUUACGACGGGGAGGAAAAAAAAUUGUUAUCAUGUAAUAUGCUACUUUCCUAAGUGCAAAGUUUGCCGUCUUGUUAUCUUGA